Messenger RNA from Mus caroli (Ryukyu mouse), 1486 nucleotides. RefSeq names its product MPV17 mitochondrial inner membrane protein like (gene Mpv17l). Gene Ontology annotation, biological process: mitochondrial ribosome assembly. Gene Ontology annotation, cellular component: membrane; mitochondrion; cytoplasm. The record is from RefSeq and is a predicted model, not a curated record. Lineage: Eukaryota; Metazoa; Chordata; Mammalia; Rodentia; Muridae.
CGCUCUGGCGCCUGAAAUGCAGUCAGGUGUACAGGCGCUGAGGGCACCCGGGGCAGGUAUGGCGAGCUGGUGGCGUGCGUUUCCACGGGCAGCACGGCGCUAUCCGUGGCCCACUAACGUGCUGCUCUACGCCGGGCUCUUCUCGGCGGGUGAUGCCCUGCAGCAGCGACUGCGGGGAGGCCCAGCCGACUGGCGCCAGACGCGUCGCGUGGCCACUCUGGCCGUGACCUUCCACGGAAACUUCAACUACAUGUGGCUGCGCCUACUGGAGCGCGCGCUGCCAGGCCGCGCGCCGCGCACGGUCCUGGCCAAGGUGCUAUGCGAUCAGACUGUCGGAGGGCCGAUAGCCCUCUCUGCCUUCUACGUCGGUAUGAGCAUUCUCCAGGGGAAGGAUGACAUAUUUUUGGACCUGAAGCAGAAAUUCUUUAAUACGUAUAAGAGCGGUCUCAUGUACUGGCCCUUUGUGCAGCUGACCAACUUCAGCCUUGUCCCUGUGCACUGGAGGACAGCGUAUACAGGACUCUGUGGCUUUCUCUGGGCCACCUUCCUAUGCUUUUCACAGCAGAGCGGCGAUGGUACAGUGCAGUCCUUAUUCAUCUUCCUUCGCAGGAAGGAGGCGAGUGAUAAGUCCCCAGAGAAGUGACGGGUCUGGACUUCCUUCCUAGGACUCAGUUCUGUUUCUUCAUCGGUCUCAAUCACCGGCAGCAGGCCUGCUUCACUGACCAGUUACGGGCUCCAUCAUGAGGACAUUCCAUAGGCCCACUUGAUUUGAAAUUAUCAAUGAUUAUUUUAACUUUUAUCCAAACCUUUCCCAGUCAUUCCAGUCUGAAAGUCUUAUUCUCUGGUAUUUUCACAUCUUUAAUGCUUUGGUUAAAAACAACAACAGUGACAUGUGACAUUUUAGAAGUAUUAAUAUUUCUAUUCUAAUAUAUGGCCAAUUGAAUUUUUUUUUAAAAAACUCCAGUUUAGAUUGUAUUUCUAGCCUAAACUCUCAGGCUGUUUCCUACACACUGUGGAAUCUGAUUGUCUUUUGUUCUUAUAGUAAAUUUCUAUGCAUAUAAAAUUCAGUCAAGAAGGUUGAAUAAUCAGAAAUUUAUAAUAACCCAGAUAAUUUAUAAUAAUGUAUUAUUAUGCCAACAUUAAAAUUCUGUAAGUAGAUGUUUUUAAUCUUCAAAGGAGGAAUAGUGUUGGAUAUAUUCUGUACAGAAUACUUUAUUGAUACUGUCUAUUUUUUUUUUAAAGAAGGAUCUCAGGCUGCCUUGGAACUCACUAGAUACCCCAGCAGGGCCUCAGCUCUCCAAGUGCUGAGAUUACAGGCAUGAACCAUCAUGUCUUACUCUUCUGCUUUUAUAUUAUAUAUAUCCAAGUGCAGGUUUUUAAAAUUGAUGUCUUCUAGCUUUGAGAAGAUACAGUUGACCAAAUGCCCUUAUUCCUGGAUAUAUGAAAUAAAAUAAUUGGUUUCUGAAUGAAUUACAGCAAAUGAAAA